AUGAAGAAAGCCGUCAAAGCCAUCUAUAAUGGAGCCAAUGUAAACGUGCAUUUUGUACUCUUGACAGACUUAUCGGACAAAUCUCUGUUACUCGUGUAUUUGUCGAAAGCAUUGGAGAGAUUGGGAGCCAAUGCGAUGACCAAAGAUCAGGAGCCGGACAUCGGAUCCGCUUUUAUUAAGUUCUCGAUUGUAACCAAAGAACUGUCAGCUCUUCUCAAGGCAAAGAUGCAAAACCUGCACAAUAUAGUGAUGUUCCCAUUGGAUAACGUGCUGAAAGGGGAUCUGAAGGGAGUGAAGGGCGACAUAAAGAAGCCGUUCGACAAGGCCUGGAAGGACUACGACUCGAAGAUCACUAAAAUAGAGAAGGAGAAGAAGGCUCAGGCAAAAGAGGCCGGACUUAUCAGGACUGAUCCAUACAAGAGUUGUAUUAAUAGUCAAAUAUGCAAAACCUGCACAAUAUAGUGAUGUUCCCAUUGGAUAACGUGCUGAAAGGGGACCUGAAGGGAGUGAAGGGCGACAUAAAGAAGCCGUUCGACAAGGCCUGGAAGGACUACGACUCGAAGAUCACUAAAAUAGAGAAGGAGAAGAAGGCUCAGGCAAAAGAGGCCGGACUUAUCAGGACUGAGAUCAGUGGCGCUGAGAUCGCGGAGGAGAUGGACAGAGAGAGGAAGUUAUUUCAGUUGCAAAUGUGUGAGUAUUUGAUUAAAGUGAACGAAAUUAAGACCAAAAAGGGGGUCGAACUGCUCGAACAUCUGGUCGAGUACUACAACUCGCAGACCAACUACUUUCGGGACGGACUCAAGACUAUCGAACACUUCAACGGAUAUAUCAACGACUUGUCGACUAAACUGCAGAAAAUUCGCGUCAAACAAGAGAGCGAACGAAAAGAUUUGUUAGAAUUGCGAACUCUGUUGAAGAGCUCAUCCAAUUUGGGGGAUAACCCGAAGGACCUGAACUCGACGGUCAACAGUGUGUCCGGCAAUGAGCGUAAGGACGGCUCUAAUCUCAUGGGUUAUAGUUUGCAUCAAAUGCAGGGAAACAAAACGUACGGCUUUUCAAAAGCGGGUCAUUUGCUGAAGAAGUCUGAGGGGAAGAUGCGGGUGAAGGUGUGGCAAAAGCGCAAGUGUGAAGUCAGGGAUGGCUUCCUGUAUAUCUACCAUUCGGACGAAUCCAAGUCCCCCACAAAACUCAAUCUCUUGACCGUUCAAAUCAAAGCAGUUCCCGAAGACAAGAAGUCGUUUGACUUAAUAUCCUAUAACAGGACGUAUCACUUCCAGACCGAGGAUGAGACCGAGACUGAGGCGUGGACUGCAGUACUCGUCAACUGCAAAGAGGGCGCCCUUAAGAAGGAGUUCGAUAACAACAACCAGUCGUCGGCCACAAGUGACCAAAACCAUCAAAGUUAUGAGAAUCAAAGUCUUAGAGAAUUACAACAAUCUAUUAUACAUGAAGUGCAACGACUGGCCGGCAAUGACCGGUGCGUUGACUGCAACUCUACCAAAGACCCGACGUGGCUGUCCACCAACUUUGGAGUCCUAACUUGCAUCGAGUGUUCGGGAAUACACCGGGAUAUGGGAGUCCAUGUCUCCCGAAUCCAAUCACUCACUCUCGACAACAUCGGAACCUCUCAACUGCUUUUGGCGCGAGUCAUGAGUAACGCCGGCUUUAAUGACAUAAUGGAGGCCACACUCAACCCGACGCUGAAGCCCACGGCCACCAGUUCUAUGGAUGUGCGCAAUGAAUACAUUCGUAACAAAUAUAAGGACAGGAAAUACAUAAUCAAGUCGUGUAGGGAUGAGUCGGAACUGCGCUCUGAACUGGAAGACGCCGUCUUUUCGCGACAUUUGCAUCAACUCUUGCAAGCCUUCGCUGAGGGCGCGGACCUGACCUGCGUUUUGCCCGUCAGUACCAACGAUGAGACGAGCCUUCACUACGCGAUAGCACAGGAGGACGGCAUGUCUCUACAUAUCGUCGAUUUCCUCAUUCAGAACAGUCUCAACCUAAACAAAGUGGACGCUCAGGGAAACACUGGUCUCCACUACUGUGUGCUCUACGAUAAGAGCGAAUGCAUGAAACUAUUGCUUCGGUCUAAGGCUGACAUCACUAUCAAGAAUAACGAUCGCAAGACACCACUCGAUUUGGCCAAAGAAAGAGAUAAUCACCGACUCAUUGAAUUGUUGGAGGGCGCGGCCCUCAAUAAGAAGAGUUUGUUUGAAAAUGUAUUUCUCGACAGAAGUCUACAUCCAUCUGAAGACCCGUCGACUGAUUUCAGUGACGAAGAUCUCACUGAAGAUAAGUUAAUUAAAUCUGGAAUACAUUCGUCUGAUUGGUUAGUGAACGGCACUAAUCAGUACACUAAUGGCGCUCCACUUUCGCGCCAUUCAUACAAACACUAUAUGUCUUCUGAGGAUAACUAUAGAAAUCUCUAUUCUUAUGAACGCUUACCCUUUUCUUCGCAAAAUGCGAGCCAUUCUGUGCAUCCCUUGCCGGUGGAGAGGCGGUCGCGACCGUCGAGUGUUGUGGGCAGUGAAUCGCCGUCAAGUAAAUCGAGUGAUAGCUUCAAACACCCGAACGUCAAGACAGUGAACACAAUAACCGCUCAAUUGAGGAGUAGUCUGAAGAAGCGUUCGGCACCCGUUCCUCCCCAUAAAGACGACGACAGCAGCGGUAGUAAUAGCAGUACUUUAGCCAAAGACCACAACCGCACGUCGUCCGACACCUCAGGACUAGUAUUUAAAUCUAUGGCUCAAAACCAUUGGCGCAACUGUUCUGUUGAUUACACCAAUGAUAACAACGCCUACGAAAGCAAAUCCAUUUCGCACAUCAAAACAAACCCGCAAUCAGUUUCUGUAUUCGUUUCCGACAGUAAAAGCCCUCAAUUGUAUGCCACUGUUCACAGACCCCGGGGCGCACCCCCUCCAGCGCCUGAAACCAAUAGAUUAAGCAAUGGACAGUCGAUGGAGAGCUUGCCUUCACUUUCAUCCGAACUCGAAGACACCGGCAAUCGUUCGCAUGGAAUCCCAGUUCCUCCGCCUCGAAAGAAAAACGACGGCUUAAGACACAGGCGAUGGUUAGCUCUCUUUGACUGCGAACCCGACAGAGAGGAUGAGUUAGCCUUCAGAGAGGGAGAGGUUAUCGUUGAGAUCAAUGAUGUGACCGCAGACCAGGAUUGGAUGGAAGGCAUCAUCGAAGGCGACCCCCAAAGAAGGGGUGUAUUUCCUCUGAGUUAUGUUCGUCUCCUAAAUAACUAAAAGUUUUCGUUUAUAUGUAUUUAUCGUUAAAUCAUUUAUUCAUACAAUUAGUGAUUACUUCAAAACAUUACAAACUAUGCAAUAAUUUGGUAUUUCCUCAGAUUCUAGUCAUACGUUAAUUCGUUUCAAGCAAUCAUUCCUUCAAAUCUAUUAUCUGUUGUUUAGUUUUUAUUAAACUAAUACUCAUUAUUAUGCGAUCCUUUUCUACGAUUAGACACAAAACAC
Molecule: messenger RNA, 3476 nt
Organism: Oppiella nova
Lineage: Eukaryota; Metazoa; Arthropoda; Arachnida; Sarcoptiformes; Oppiidae
Source: the annotation of a GenBank genome assembly